Messenger RNA from Vitis vinifera (wine grape), 1288 nucleotides. Its product is annotated as S-adenosylmethionine carrier 1, chloroplastic/mitochondrial. Gene Ontology annotation, cellular component: mitochondrial inner membrane. NCBI's taxonomy places the organism in Eukaryota, Viridiplantae, Streptophyta, Magnoliopsida, Vitales, Vitaceae. Gene Ontology annotation, molecular function: S-adenosyl-L-methionine transmembrane transporter activity. The transcript is spliced from 13 exons. Gene Ontology annotation, biological process: transmembrane transport. The record is from RefSeq and is a predicted model, not a curated record. The coding region runs from base 213 to 1229 and encodes 338 amino acids.
CGACGACUAGGCCGGGCUCAGUCGCUCAGUUCGCUGGGGCCUGGAGGCUUUCGUCCACUUGAGUCCCAAACAUGGAAAAGGUUUUAAGCUUCAUAAUUUGUCUAUAUUUUCUUUUUCUUCCGUUUCUCCGCAGCCAAACAGCGCAGCUUGUAGCUCUAAAUUGAAGAAAAGGCAUUACAUUUGUAUGGAGCCCUGAGAAUCAUUGCACCUCGAUGGGUCAUCCGAUGCCGGCAGUGAGCGCGAAGAGCACUCCAACAUUUCCGCCUGAUGUUCUGAAGUGUAGUUCUCAAAGGGAGCAAAAGAAGUCGUUUAAAGAAGACAAGCCAUUCAGUUUUUUACAUGUUUUCUGGGAGGGUCUUGUAGCUGGAGGUAUUGCUGGUGUUGUUGUUGAAGCAGCUUUAUAUCCAAUUGAUACAAUAAAAACUAGACUUCAGGCUGCUCAUGGUGGAGGAAAAAUUGUAUUGAAGGGUCUCUAUUCUGGAUUGGCAGGAAAUCUUGCUGGUGUCUUACCGGCCUCUGCGAUAUUUGUUGGUGUAUAUGAACCUACAAAGCAGAAACUGCUGAAGACCAUCCCUGAAAACCUUAGUGCUUUUGCUCAUUUGACUGCAGGUGCUGUUGGCGGGGCUGCAUCUUCUCUUGUUCGUGUGCCAACAGAGGUUGUUAAGCAAAGAAUGCAGACUGGGCAAUUUGCUUCUGCAACUGAUGCUGUUCAACUUAUUGUUGCCAAGGAGGGGUUUAAAGGUCUCUAUGCGGGAUAUGGAUCCUUUUUAUUGCGAGAUUUACCUUUUGAUGCUCUCCAGUUUUGCAUCUAUGAGCAGCUACGGAUAGGGUAUAAGCUAGCGGCACAGAGGGACUUGAAUGAUCCUGAGAAUGCUAUGAUUGGUGCUUUUUCUGGUGCAAUAACAGGAGCUAUAACUACUCCUCUUGAUGUGAUAAAGACUAGAUUAAUGGUUCAGGGAUCUGCAAACCAGUACAAAGGGAUUUUUGACUGUGUUAGGACUGUCAUAAGAGAAGAAGGAACUCCUGCUCUUUUCAAGGGUAUCGGGCCAAGAGUACUCUGGAUAGGUAUUGGAGGUUCAAUUUUCUUUGUCAUUCUUGAAAGGACAAAGCAGGUGGUUGCCCAAACGCACACUAGGACUGAGAAGAAGACAUGGAGUAGAUUCCUUCUGAAAGCCAUUUUUUGGGUCCUGUUGUGUUUGGAUUACACCUGGAAUCAAUAUGAAUAUUGAGAGCUUUGAGUUAGAUUUUUUCUGUUCGAAUAAAAAGAAGUGGUUACUUAUUAUGCUAA